AUGUCAGCACUCAUGAUAAACUCCAGCAACUGCACGACACCCGCUGAUGGCGUCUGCCCACCAAAUAGCACUCUGUGUCCAGGAUCCUCCUGCCAGGAGCAAGGAAAAUCUUUCAACCAGAUCUUGAACCAGGUCUUGAGCAUAAUCCUGCCAAUCUUACUGAACUUGGUCAUACUCUCGAUGGGCUGCACCACAGAUAUCCGGAAGCUGUGGGGACACAUCAGGCGGCCCUGGGCAAUUAUAGUGGGCUUCCUCUGUCAGUUUGGCAUCAUGCCCUUCACAGCCUUCAUCCUGUCGAAGGCCUUCAACGUGCUGCCAGUGCAGGCUCUGGUCAUCAUCAUUAUGGGCUGCUGUCCCGGCGGUUCCUUCUCCAACAUUGUGGCCUACUGGCUGGAUGGUGACAUGGACCUCAGUAUCAGCAUGACAGCCUGCUCCACCAGUUUGGCUAUGGGCAUGAUGCCCCUGUGUCUCCUCAUCUACACCUCUGGAUGGACCUCCGGUACCAGCAUCCAGAUCCCAUACAAGCGCUUAGCUAUCAUGCUGCCCUUGCUCCUGAUUCCAGUUGGUGCUGGCAUCUUCAUCAAAUAUCGAUGGCCCAUGUUAGCUAAGAAGGUCAUCAAGGUGGGGUCCAUGGUGGGCUUACCCCUCAUCAUCAUUGCCACAGUGAUGAGCUGCAUAGUGUACAAGAAUUCGUGGAGUAUGUCUACAUCCAUGUGGAUCAUUGGCAUCAUCUUGCCACUACUGGGCUACAGCCUUGGCUUUCUGAUGGCGAGGAUACUAAGACAGCCCUGGAAGAGGUGUCGCACCAUAGCCCUGGAAACAGGUGUCCAGAACGCCAGUUUAUGUGGCACCAUCACCCAGCUGUCUUUCUCUCGGGAGGAGCGGAUGCUCGUGUUUGCUUUCCCAAUCAUCUACAGCUUAUCCCAGAUUUUCUUUUCCCUGGUGGCAGUGGGAGGUUACCAGGUAUACAAGCGCUGCUGUCAGCGCAGUGCCAUCAAGACGUCAACCCCAGAGGACGAAGAGAUGCACGCUGUGGACAACGGAGGCUUCCGGGUCGACGAGAACGGCAGCGUCGAUGACAAGGUCACCCGGAUGUGA
Scleropages formosus (Asian bonytongue) is the source of this 1098-nucleotide messenger RNA. RefSeq names its product ileal sodium/bile acid cotransporter-like. NCBI's taxonomy places the organism in Eukaryota, Metazoa, Chordata, Actinopteri, Osteoglossiformes, Osteoglossidae. The transcript has 6 exons. The record is from RefSeq and is a predicted model, not a curated record. Gene Ontology annotation, molecular function: bile acid:sodium symporter activity. Gene Ontology annotation, cellular component: apical plasma membrane. The coding region runs from base 1 to 1098 and encodes 365 amino acids. Gene Ontology annotation, biological process: bile acid and bile salt transport.